Entelurus aequoreus (snake pipefish) is the source of this 1679-nucleotide messenger RNA. RefSeq names its product DNA-damage-inducible transcript 3 (gene ddit3). Gene Ontology annotation, cellular component: cytoplasm; CHOP-ATF4 complex; CHOP-C/EBP complex. Bases 260 to 1147 code for a protein of 295 amino acids. The record is from RefSeq and is a predicted model, not a curated record. Gene Ontology annotation, biological process: negative regulation of transcription by RNA polymerase II; positive regulation of intrinsic apoptotic signaling pathway; ER overload response. Lineage: Eukaryota; Metazoa; Chordata; Actinopteri; Syngnathiformes; Syngnathidae. The transcript has 4 exons. Gene Ontology annotation, molecular function: transcription factor binding; DNA-binding transcription activator activity, RNA polymerase II-specific; RNA polymerase II cis-regulatory region sequence-specific DNA binding.
GCCCGUCGCUGCUUAUAAACACCGCCGGGAGUUUCCGAGGAUCACAUUCGGCCGUCAAGUCUGAACAAUGGUUAACAUGAGCGAUCUGCAAUUGUUACUAAACUAUCACCAUUCGAUCCGCGGACAGUCGAGAAGGCGAGCGAAUAAACGAAAAAGGAUUUGUAGGGGUGAAUUAUCUCCAACAAAUUCACAGACUUGAUUAAGGGAGUCCUUUUAAAAGGUCCAGCGUGAGCCGUGUGACUGUGCGUUGUGAGAAGAUAUGACUGCCGAGUGGCUCCACCUGCCCCCACCGUACCCCCCCGGCGCGGAGCCGCUGUGUGGUGCAGACUUGGAGGCGUGGUAUGAGGACCUGCAGGAUAUUCUGGGCUCGGACACGGGAGGGGCCAAGCUGGCACGCGCCCCCUCGUGCGGCGAGAAGGAACCCGAGUUCUUGGAUGUUCUGGAGAGUUGCUCACUCACGUGGUUGGCGGACGGAGGUCAGACGUGGGGCGAGGGCGUCCAGAGGGCGACGGAGCACAUCCACGACCCUCAGCCUCUGCAUCACACCUCGUCUUCCUCUUCCUCCUCGUCCUGCUUGACUCCGGCAGAAGAGCGGAAGGCGGAGACGAGGAGCGGCGACGGUGACCUGCUGCCCCCCGAGUUCUUCGAGUUGCUGAGCGAUGGAGGAGUAGGGAUGGUAGAUUCAAGCGGGGCAGUGAUUAGCAGCGGUUAUUAUUACCAUCAUCACCAGGCUAACAGUGCUUACCCAGCGUCUCCAUCCGCCAGCGAGGAAGAGUCGCCCUCCGUUCCGGAUUCUCCAUCCUGCUCCUCCUCGUCCGCCUCGGAGUCCCCUUCCCAGCGCUGCUCGUCCCCGUCGUCGCUCGUCUCGUCCCCGUCCAUCUACUCGCCCUCGCGCCUUGGCAAGCGCAAGAGGAGCGCCGGCAACGACGACGCCCCGUUGUCUCCGGGCGGCUCGGGGCAGCGUACGUCCUCGUCAUACUUGUCCGCCAAGAAGAGUCGCAAAGAGAGGGAGCAAGAGAACGAGAGGAAAGUGCAGGAGCUGACCGAGCAGAACGAGCGUCUGAAGGCCGAGAUCGAGAGGUUGGGAGAGGAGGUGCAGCGGACGCGUCGAGCGCUCAUCGAGAGACUCGUCAACACCAGGAAGUGAGGCCAAGGCGAGAAUCAAAAAGUGUGUAAGAAAUGCUCCUUAAGACUGGAAAGUAUGGAAAACCAAAGAUGUUUGUAAGGCUGAAGAAUGUGAUGAGAAACAAAGAAGAAAGACACAGCAUGUGAAAAAGAACAGGAAGUGUGUGAUUCAUCUUUGCAAUUCAUUGUAACUCCUCUUUUAAAAAGGGCUGCAAUCAGAGAUUAUUUGUCCAAAUAUGCGCAGAGUGAAGGAGCUCAGGAAGUUUUCACUUUGUGAGUAUUACUAUUUUUAUGGAAAACUUUUUGUAAUCACAGGUGACUGUACGUGUAUUUAGAUACAGCAGCUUUUGUAUUAACUGGUGGUUUAUCUCCACUCCCUAUUUUUGUAAAACUGUAAUAACUAGAUUACUGUACAAGUUUGUACUGUCCCAUUUGUCUACUUUUCUUACUCAAAUCCCCAACAUUUUCUAUUCAAUGAAUUUGCAUGACUUAUUAUUGGGAUUUUACUUAAAGGGUUUCCUUUUUUUGUCAAUGUACUCACACAUUUGCAAUAA